Messenger RNA from Perca fluviatilis (European perch), 5216 nucleotides. It is a transcript of the gene exoc6b, whose product is annotated as exocyst complex component 6B. Gene Ontology annotation, biological process: exocytosis; intracellular protein transport; Golgi to plasma membrane transport. Lineage: Eukaryota; Metazoa; Chordata; Actinopteri; Perciformes; Percidae. Gene Ontology annotation, cellular component: membrane; exocyst. The coding region runs from base 34 to 2484 and encodes 816 amino acids. The transcript is spliced from 23 exons. The record is from RefSeq and is a predicted model, not a curated record.
CUCAGCUCGGCACAGUCCAGAGCAACAUGCAGGAUGGCGAGUGUGGAGACAGCCGCCGAACACGAACGGAUCCUGCGGGAGAUUGAAAGCACAGACACCAACUGUAUCGGGCCGACCCUCCGCUCGGUGUACGAUGGUCGGGAACAUGGCCUCUUCAUGGAGAAGCUGGACGUGCGGAUCAGGAACCACGACCGCGAGAUCGAGAAGAUGUGUAACCACCACUUCCAGGGCUUCGUCGACUCCAUCACAGAGCUGCUCAAAGUACGCGGGGAGGCCCAGAAACUGAAGAGUCAGGUGACUGAGACCAACAGGCGUCUUCAGGAUGAUGGCAAAGAGCUCAUGGGCUCCAUGGAGGAGCUGCAGCUGUGUCGAGUGCAGCAGAGAAACAUCGCUACCACCAUAGACAAACUCACGCACUGCUUACCAGUCCUGGAGAUGUACAGCAGACUUCAGGAGCAGAUGAGGGCCAAAAGGUACUACCCCGCGCUGCGGACGUUGGAGCAGCUGGAGCACACGUGUCUUCCCAGGGCGGGUCAGUACCGCUUCUGCUCCAUCAUGGCGGAGAACAUCCCCAAACUGAGGACGCAGAUCCGAGACACGGCGAUGACGCAGCUGAGAGACUUCCUGGAGAGCAUCCGGAAACACUCCGACAAGAUCGGAGAGACCGCCAUCAAGCAGGCGCAGCUGCAGCGCUCCCUGGACAGCUCCGUCUCAACACAGCCGAGGGCCCUGAUUGGCAGACGCAGCCGAAAGGAGGCGGCGGCGACGACUGACGGCGGCGGGCACGGGGGCAGUCCGGUGUCGGAACAGGACUCUGGCAUUCUGGAUGUGGAAGAUGAAGAGGAGGACGAUGAAGUCCCAGGAGCUCAGGACUUGGUGGAUUUCUCUCCAGUUUACCGCUGUCUGCAUAUCUACACUGUGCUGGGUUUGCGUGAUGUGUUUGAGAACUACUACAGAAAGCAGAGGAGGAAACAGGCUCGCCUUGUGCUGCAGCCCCACUCUAACAUGCAUGAAACUCUGGAGGGAUACAGGCAGUACUUCAAUCAGAUUGUCGGCUUCUUUGUCGUGGAGGAUCACGUCCUUCACACCACACAGGGUUUGGUCAACCGAGCGUACGUGGAGGAGCUUUGGGAGUUGGCGCUGUCCAAACUCAUCGCCGCCCUGAGGACGCACUCCUCGUACUGUGACAACCCUGACCUGGUGCUGGAUCUGAAGAACCUCAUUGUCCUGUUUGCUGAUACACUGCAGGGUUAUGGUUUCCCAGUGUCGCAGCUGUUUGACAUGCUGCUGGAGAUGAGGGAGCAGUACGGCGAAAUCCUGCUCAAGAAAUGGAACGUCACCUUCAGGCAGGUGUUGGACCAGGACAACUUCAGCCCAAUCCCAGUCUCAACCGAGCAGGAGUACAAACACUACACUUCCCAGUUUCCCCUGCAGGACCCCGAACUGGACAAGCUUCCCUUCCCCAAGAAGCUUCCCUUCUCCGAGUUUGUGCCAAAAGUCUACUGCCAGCUCAAAGAGUUCAUCUACGCGUGUCUGAAAUACUCCGAAGACCUGCAUCUCAGUUCCACGGAGGUAGACGAUAUGAUCCGCAAGUCGACAAAUGUGUUGUUGACCAGAACCCUCAGCCACUGUCUGCACUACGCCAUUAAGAAGAAGAAUGUCGGGCUGGCAGAGUUGGUGCAGGUGAUCAUAAACACCACCCACCUGGAGCAGUGCUGCCACUUCCUGGAGGAGUUCAUAUCAAACAUCACAAAUGUUCCGCCUGACACGGCAAACGCUACCAAGCUGUACGGGACCUCCACCUUUAAGGACGCUCGCCAUGCGGCCGAGGAGGAGAUCUACACCAACCUGAACGCCAAGAUCGACCAGUUCCUGCAGCUGGCUGAUUACGAUUGGAUGGCCGCGGGGCAGGGAGGCGGGACCUUGGAAGCCAGCGACUACCUGGUGGACCUGAUCGCUUUCCUGAAGAGCACCUUCAGUGUCUUCACCAACCUGCCGGGAACACCCGUAGAACACGCUACCUUACCGGGUAAAGUGGCCCAGACGGCCUGCAUGUCGGCCUGUAAACACAUCUCCACCUCCCUGAUGCAGCUCCUGCUCGACCCAGAGGUCAGGCAGAUCUCCGUGGGAGCGCUGCACCAGCUCAACACCGACGUCAAGGAGUGCGAGGGUUUUGCCAGAGCCGGCCCGGUCGCAGGCUUCCAGGGUGACACGUUGCUUCUGGCCUUCAGUGACUUGAGACAAUUACUGGAACUGUUCACCCAGUGGGAUUGGACGACCUACCUGGCUGACUACGGAAAACCAACCUGCAAAUACCUGAGAGUCAGCCCGCACACGGCACUGGCCCUGCUAGAGAAGAUGAGGGAGACGAGCAGAAAAAACAACGUCUUUGCCCAGUUCAGGAAGACGGACCGAGACAGGCAGAAACUCAUCGACACCAUCAUCAAACAGCUACGCAACCUCAUCGCACAGCACCACGCCUAGAGCGGGCCGCCUGAUUGGCCAGCACGGCCUCAAGCCACGCAUCUUCAAUCGGCUGAAUUCAACCAUCCGCAGCCCUGAUGAAAAAGCGGACUCCCAUCGAUCGGUUUUCAACCCUGCAACCGUUGGCGCAUCCGUGCACCUUAACUUCGCUGGACGCCACUGAACGUCCCACAACCGCAGCCGGUUCCUAUUGGUCAUCUUCAACGCCCAACAACAGCAGCCAGUGUAAACCUGCAACAAGCUCAUUGGAUAACAAGGUCACUGGUUAAUCUAAGCCACUGUUUUCCGGACUACCAAGCACACAAGAAGAGAAAGAAGCUCUCCGUUAUCUUAUCGGUCUAUUUGUGAGAUUUGUGACCUUUUGGAGAUCAAGAAAAGUGGAGCAAAUAAUAGUAGAACAACAAUGAAUCACCUGGUACCACCUAAGAAAAUAGCAAAAAAAUGACAAGCAGUUCAGACUCUCAAAGCAAACAUUCACAUUAAGAUGACGUGGCAAGGAGAAAAACUAGGAAGAACAGUGAGGAAGACCCAUUUGUAGGUGUACAGGGUGGGAACAUGUUAAUUUUGGCUGUGAGGAACAGUAGAUUCCUAGAAUCUAUGACGUUUUUGUUUUUUUGUAGGACCUCCGUUUUGAUAGAUUUUAUUCUUUGUACCACAAUCUUCCCAUUUCCCUUUCCUAAAAUCUAAGUGGCUGGUUAGGCAGUCUGCUCUCAUCCCCCUUUUAUUUAGUUUCUCCUUGCCCCCAGACGACUUUUAAUGUCUUCCACAUUGCUCUCCUCCACUGUGGCACAAUGACAGAAUGUAUUUGAAUGUACAUCAGAGAGGAUGAUUUCAUAUUACAGCUAGAAAAGCACUGAAAUCAACAUUAGGUCUGGGGGGGGGAAUAGAUAUUAGUGACAAAUGAACCGAAUGUUCCUCCAGUAUUGUCUAAUAAAGGGGGAUAUGCACGCAACAUGGCAACCUUUUCCCCUCUUAAUACACAGCCUGCGAACACUUGAAUGCUCAGAUCCGAUAACCAUAUCCCCUCUUCUUAACGCCUGAAAGCACAGUGAGUGUUUGGGAUUUUAAAUGGGAAGGGGGGGGGGGGGUUGUCUAAACAUGGCAACCCAUUUCUCCACUUUCAUUACCCUGUUGCCCGAGCAUUUUCUGCUCUUCAUGUAUAAAUAACUGGGUCUUAAGGAACGGGCAUAAUGCCUCAAUCUGGCAACUGCCAUAAAGUAUAUAGUUUUGUCUGCCUAGUUGCCUAGAAAGAGACUAAUUUGUAUAGAAAGCAUUGUACUAAUGCCAAGCACACACACUUUUAUGUCUUCCAUAAACAUAUGCCAAGCUGCGUGUGUGUGUAUGCGUGUGUGUCUGUGUGUGUGUGUUCUUUGGCGACUUGUACACACACACACAAAGGUUUGUUUAGAAGCACAGCACAUAAUGACAUUCACACUAGAUCAUUUUUCGGAGCUAAUUAUGGGUCUCUCUUUUCGCUCUUUGUGUUGCUUUUGAACUCGGGUGCAAUAAUAGCGUUGGAAACUACAGCAUUUUGUGUGAUUGUGUGUGUGUGUUAAUCAUGGCGCUUUAUAAAGGGAUGCAAACCCACAGUCCGAAGGGAAUUUUAAGUCUUCCACUUCCUUUUCGAUCAGUUGCCAUGUUUGAUUUACUGAGCGACAUCACGUGUGUUUGUGUUCACUCGUGCAUGCCGGGCACUGUGAAAUUGUGCGCAUUUAUGUAUUAUUUGUGUGUGUGUGUGUGUUGGUUAUUCAUCCAUCCUUAGCUGUGUAUCAUUUGUAGGUGUUAGUAAAGGGAAUGGGGCCGUCGUAACUGAAUGUGCCUUUGCUGUAUUUGGUGUUUAUUUUCCUGCCAAUAAAGCAGCAACACCGGUGUGUGGAGGCUGGACGCUGACCGUUAAUGAACUGUCGGAGGUCUGAAAAACUAAAGUCUUAACUCAAAGUCCAUUUACUAGCUUCAUCCAGAGUUUUCAAACUCAUCUCACACUCUCCUGGAGGUCUAUUUGUUACUCUACCUUUUCUGUGACACAAAUGAAAAUGCUACGCACUGUUAUUAGCUUUUUUUUCAAGUAGUAGUCCGUAGUAAUGCUCAUUUUUUAGACUGGAAAUAAUGACGAUGAUCAACGUCUGCUUUACAACCUGAAAUGUCUAUUUUUUAUUUUUAUUUUUAAGUUAGACCUGUUUUCUUGUAAAAGCAAGGUCUGUAUCUCGUAAUUUACAAGGAAACUUCUUUUCUCGGAACUAAUAAAUCUCAAUCUUGAGGGGAAAAAGCUCAUGCAAAUGCACUGCACAUUUGUUAAGAAACAUUGAGACACGACCAAAAAUGUCUCAAAUUUAAACAUAGUCACAUCUGGGUUAUUUGAUCUGUUUCAGUUUGUAGAAAUAACAAGUUUUGUAAAUGGUCUCAUUCAGAUAUUUUAGUUUUAGUUGCGUAGUUGACCAAGAUCCUGCAGUCUGAAUUGCCCAUUGCCUUAUUUUUGAACACGGUGGCAGUAAUGAGCAAAGUAACAGAACUUUUGGAUCCACCACUCUAACAUUGCUAGUCCUGCGUGUUCGUCCGUGUCCAGAGUCCUCACGCCGCACGUGUUGCUGCUACUUGUUUUGUAUUUUGAAAGCAGAAAUCUUUCCUGAGACAGGAGCACUGUACACGCUAUUGUAUUCAACCACUAAUGAAUGAAAAUAAAGUCCAAUACUAAUACAGUUACGACAAAUAUUAAAUAAAUGUAAAACUGUUGA